CGCAGGCGGCGGCGGAGCGCGGGGCGCUAGCGGCAGGUCCAGCUGCCGGCGACUAUGCCCGAGCCCACCUCCGGGCAGCCGCCGCGCGCCGCCCGGUCCCCGGCUGGGGACGAUGCCAGACGCCCGGGAGAGGCCAGGGCAGCGGCGGCGGCGCGAUGGUAGUGACAAGCUCUGCCCGAGGCGGCGGCGGGGACCGCACGCCCUCCAGGCGGCGGGGCUGCAGACUUUCGGCGCCUGGGGCCGCGGCGCUGCUGGUCGGGGCGAGCUGCCUGUGCUACGGCCGCUCCCUGCAGGGCGAGUUCGUGCACGACGACGUGUGGGCGAUCGUCAACAACCCCGACGUGCGGCCCGGCGCCCCGCUGCGCUGGGGCAUCUUCUCCAACGACUUCUGGGGCAAGGGCAUGGCCGAGAACACCAGCCACAAGUCCUACCGGCCGCUCUGCGUCCUCACCUUCAAGCUAAACAUCUUUUUGACUGGCAUGAACCCAUUCUACUUUCAUGCAGUAAAUGUCAUUUUACACUGCCUAGUGACCCUUGUGCUGAUGUACACCUGUGACAAAACUGUCUUCAAGAAUCGUGGACUUGCUUUCGUUACAGCAUUGCUUUUUGCUGUGCAUCCUGUUCACACAGAGGCGGUGGCCGGAAUUGUUGGCAGAGCUGACGUGUUGGCAUGCUUGCUGUUUCUGUUAGCCUUUCUCUCCUACAGUAGGAGUGUGGACCAGUGUCGUGUUGGGGAAUGUUUCCCUCCCACGGCUUCUCCCUUCUUCCUGCUGCUCAGUCUGUGUCUGGGGACCUGCGCUAUGCUGGUGAAAGAGACGGGCGUCACGGUGUUCGGCGUGUGCUUGGUUUAUGAUCUCUUUUCUUUAUCCCACAAUCAUGAUAAAUCGAGCAAUGGGGUCGUCCAUCAGCGCAGCCCACAGCGGCCCGGGAGCUCCCUGCCCACCGCACCGCCCGCGUACCCUCUCCGGGAAAACGGGAAGCAGCAGCGGUUCCCUCACAAAGGAGCUUGGGGUGGCUGCCAUACUCCAUUGCCACCUGAACCCAAGAGCAGUGGAUUCCCUGUGUCUCCUCGAGCUGUGUGGUCCUUGAUGAGGUAUCUGACAGCAAGCCGCAAUAGAAAUUUCUUGCUUACCAUGAGGCCAUUCUUAAAAAGGGCCAUUUUGGUCAUAAGUUAUGUUAUUGUUGUUCUGUACUUCCGUCUGUGGAUAAUGGGAGGAUCUAUGCCCCUCUUUUCAGAGCAGGAUAAUCCAGCUUCAUUUUCACCUUACAUUCUUACAAGAUUCCUUACCUAUUCCUACCUCUUGGCCUUCAACGUGUGGCUUCUGCUUGCACCUGUUACCCUGUGCUAUGACUGGCAGGUGGGCAGUAUUCCUCUGGUAGAGACCAUAUGGGACACGCGGAACUUAGCCACCAUCCUUCUGGCAGUUGUGAUGGCCUUACUGAGCCUUCAUUGUUUAGCAGCCGUCAAGAGAUUGGAGCACAGGGAAGUUUUGGUGGGCUUGUUGUUCCUGGUUUUCCCGUUCAUCCCAGCCAGCAACCUCUUCUUCAGGGUGGGUUUCGUGGUGGCCGAGAGAGUGCUAUACAUGCCUAGCAUGGGCUACUGCAUCCUUUUCGUGCAUGGAAUGAGCAAGCUGUGCACAUGGCUGAAUCGCUGUGGGGCUGCCACCCUGAGCGUGUCCACUGUGCUGCUGCUGCUGCUUUUCUCCUGGAAAACCGUGAAACAGAAUGAAAUUUGGCUGUCGAGAGAGUCCCUAUUCAGGUCUGGAGUUCAGACUCUGCCCCACAAUGCCAAGGUUCACUACAACUACGCCAAUUUCCUGAAGGACCAGGGUCGGAACAGGGAAGCCAUCUACCACUACAGAACGGCCCUCAAGUUGUAUCCGCGCCAUGCAAGUGCCCUGAACAACCUUGGAACACUGACCAGAGACACAGCAGAGGCAAAGAUGUACUAUCAGAGGGCUCUCCAGCUAAAUCCACAGCACAACCGGGCUCUUUUCAAUCUUGGGAAUCUCCUUAGGUCUCAGGAGAAAAAGGAAGAGGCUAUCAUCUUACUGAAAGAUUCCAUUAAAUAUGGUCCCGAGUUUGCAGAUGCAUAUUCAAGCUUAGCUUCAUUACUGGCUGAGCAGGAGAGGUUUAAGGAAGCUGAGGAAAUAUACCAGGCUGGAAUAAAGAACUGCCCAGAUAGCUCAGACUUACACAACAACUAUGGAGUUUUCCUAGUUGAUACUGGCUCUCCAGAGAAGGCAGUGACCCAUUACCAACAGGCCAUCAGACUUAGCCCGAGCCAUCAUGUAGCCAUGGUGAACCUGGGGAGACUCUACAGGUCACUGGGAGACAACAGCGUGGCUGAAGAAUGGUACAAACGCGCCUUGCAGGUGACACGCAAAGCUGAGAUAUUAUCACCGUUGGGAGCUCUAUAUUACAACACUGGCAGAUAUGAAGAGGCUUUGCAGAUUUACCGGGAAGCUGCAUCCCUUCAGCCUUCCCAAAGGGAACUCCGCCUGGCACUGGCUCAGGUUUUGGCCGUGAUGGGUCAGACAAAAGAAGCUGAAAAGAUGACCAAUCACAUUGUGUCAGAGGAGACUGGGUGCCUUGAAUGCUAUCGCCUGUUGUCUGCUAUCCACAGCAAGCAGGAGCAGCACGACAAGGCACUUGAUGCUAUAGACAAGGCUCUGAAGCUGAAACCAAAGGACCCAAAAGUUGUAUCUGAACUUUUUUUCACAAAAGGAAAUCAACUAAGAGAGCAGAACCUUCUUGACAAAGCUUUUGAGAGCUAUAAAGUGGCCGUGGAAUUAAAUCCAGAUCAAGCACAGGCCUGGAUGAACAUGGGUGGAAUCCAGCACAUCAAGGGAAACUACGUGUCUGCAAGAGCUUAUUAUGAGAGAGCCUUACAGCUGGUUCCAGACAGCAAACUGCUGCAGGAAAAUCUUGCCAAAUUGGAUCGUCUAGAAAAAAGAUUACAAGAAGUUCGAGAAAAGGAUCAAAUGUAGCAGCAUUUGACCAAGUCUCCAAGGGACAGUACUGGUGCCUUUGGAAGAGGAAGAACUGACAGACGGAAGCCUUGCUUACACAUCAGUUGGGGCACAACCGAUGAAGUUUUCCUCUUACUCGAGUUCAGGGUGGCACAUUUUGGGACACUUGCUGGUAACCCUGUGCUGGGGACUUGCAUUUCCAUGAAAGAAGACAAAGAGAGCAAAGCAAGGGCUGGAAGGGCCUGAAGGAAGGAAAACAGCAGCUACACGUUUGACAGACGUUUGUUUGCUUUAAUUCCAGAUUUCCAUUCAUAUGUCUGUCUGAUUUUCCAACCUGGAAAUCUAAUUCCAUUUCUUAGUGUAGAUAUUUGUGUCUCAGAAACAGAGGCUUGAAAUGCUAUGAGUGCAUGGCAUCUCUUCUUUAGGAGAGGAGAUAUUUCAGAGAGGGUAAAUCCUCUGGGAUAAACCAUUUGAGAAAUUCUACCAAGAGGUAGCUCAUUUAAUUCUCCAGAACUAGAAAUGAGUAUCUAACAGUGUUUGUAAAAACCUUCUGGAAUAUAUGGGGAAAGGGGCUAUUGUAAGAUAAAGCUAAGUAGGGUUUGUCUAAUAUCCUUCUGAGGAUAGUGCUAGAGCUCUAUUGAGAAGUAAAUUAAAUUCCACUCUGAUACAAGCUGUUUUCCCAUUGCCUAAUAUGUCAAAAAGGAAGCUUCUGGAAUUGUGUAUGAGUAUUCUUAUUCCUAGGGAAAAAUCUAGGGUCUUGCUACCCCUGACUCUUCAUGGAAAUGUUUUAAAUUAAUUUUAUUACAAGUAUUACUAGAGUAGUGGUUCUGCUCUAAGAUUUCAUAAGUGCUUUUAAAACUCGUAAAUGUUUCUGCCUCCAAAUAUACUGUUAUUUUGGUGGAGAAAAAAAUAGUAUAUUCUACAUGAGAAAUAUUAAAGAUAUUAAUUGAGAGAAAUGUUCUACUUUAUUAUCUUAACACUCAGACGUUCUGAGAUUAUUUUUUGAAAAUAUAUUUAACCACUGAGGAAUCUUUAUGGUAGAUUACAGAAAUCUUCAUAGACUCUAAAUAGAUGGACAGCUCUAUUGAUUUGUCUUCCUAGGCUUAAUGAGAAUUCUGUGCUUAGAACAUGAAUGAUAGAACCUGCAGUUCCUGGUUCUGUAUUUGUAAUUUUGGAGAUUUCAUGGAGAAUGCUCAAAAAAUCUAGGAAAAAAUGUCUAAAUUCAUAACUUUAAAAUAUAUAUUUAUAUUUAAAAGAUAGGGAUGGCAAAGUUGAAUUUACAAUUUGUCUCUUAGUGUUAUUUAUUUCAUAACUUAUAAAAUAUUUAAUAUAUACACACUUUUUUCCCUGUACAUAGUGGUUUUAAUAGCAGUUUUCACAACUGAUCAUGCAAAAAUUAUAAAUCUAAAUUACAAGGUAGUUAAGUUUUAACAGCCCCUAAAAAAAUUUGUCUUGACUCUUCACUUGCUAAAGCUAAAGAAAUUAGGAAUCAGCCUUCCGUGUUUGGGAGGUAAUAUAUUUUGAAAUUGAAGGAAUUGGAAUACUGAUUCUCAUUUGGUUUUCAUCAUAAACUUAAAAAAAAAACAAAAACCCACUCUGGUCAGUGCUGUUCCUGGCUAAGCCAGGUGUCAUACACAUGUCGGAGCCUGAAGACACGCGUAUGUCACACGCUCAGGCCAGAGCAAGAAGCCUUCUGCUUCUUUUCGACCCCAGUAUCAGAGACCACUGCCUCUCUAUGUUGUUAUUAUUAUUUUUUUGUCAAGGUAAAUCUAGAUAAAAGGAGGAAAAACUUCUUUGGAAAGGGAUGAUGCCAGGAAUAUUUUAAAUGCAAAGGAUUACGGAAUUUGAAUUAGCAAAUUCUGUUUGUGUGUAUUCUGUUUGUGUAUAUCAAUAAUCCAAUAAUGUAUGUAUUACCACUCUGAUCUUCUGUUUCUAAUAGUCUUUUAAUGUUAUAUAUCAUAAAUGUAUCCAAAAUUUCAUUUAAAAUAUUUUUAUUCCCUCCCAAAUUAUACUUCUGUAGCCCUAAGGUCAAGAAAUGUACUAAAGUAUUUAUUGUAAAAUAACUACUCCAUCCCCAAAAUGAAAAACAUGAAGCCCUAGCUAAAAACAAUAUCUAGGACUUUAAUUACAACUUUUUAGUUUUAGUGUAAAAAAAACUCAUACUUAGAAAGUUAAUGGAAAAGAUAGAGCCCCAAAUUUUGAAAAGCAAUUACGCCUUACUUGAAGGGCUGCUAAAGAUAGGCGAGUACAUUUGUUGGAAUAAUUGAAAUGGCUAUUACAGCCUAAAAGUUUCUGAGAGAAAAUGGUCACUGGCCUUCAGGAGACUUUUCCUGCCUUCUUUUGGGUGUUUUUCUCUCUUCCUCUGUUCUCUGUCUCUCUAUCUCUCUCUCCCCCUCUCUCUCCUGCCCUCUCUCCCUUGCCCCUUCUCUCUCUCCCCCUCCCUCUCUCUGUCUUUCUCACUCUGUCACUCUGUCUCGUUCUUUCUGCACUCACUGGCAUCUCUUUGAACAUUAAAAGU
Messenger RNA from Lagenorhynchus albirostris (white-beaked dolphin), 5490 nucleotides. RefSeq names its product transmembrane O-mannosyltransferase targeting cadherins 1 (gene TMTC1). The transcript is spliced from 20 exons. Gene Ontology annotation, molecular function: protein binding; mannosyltransferase activity. Bases 156 to 2990 code for a protein of 944 amino acids. The record is from RefSeq and is a predicted model, not a curated record. NCBI's taxonomy places the organism in Eukaryota, Metazoa, Chordata, Mammalia, Artiodactyla, Delphinidae. Gene Ontology annotation, biological process: protein O-linked glycosylation via mannose.